UGAAGGCUCUAAAGGGGUGAGGGAAUGGCCCAAAAGGAUGUGGGUGGAGGUAGCAAGAAAAGAUUUGAUGACCCAUGGUUUAGCUAAGGAUAUGGUCCUUGAUAGAGUGGAUGGCGGUACAGGAUUCAUGUGGCUGACCCCAGUUAGUUGGGAUAAGGCUAAGAUGAUGAUGAAGAUGAAGAUUAUGGUAUAUUAUUUUCAUUGAAAAAGGGAAAAGAUCAUUAUUCCUUGUAUAUAAAUUGUGGUGGAGGUCAAAUAACCAUAAACAAAAACACCACAUAUGAAGCAGAUCAAGAAUCCGGGGCUUCAACAUUUGUUUUUAGUGAUGGAAAAAGCUGGGCACUCAGCAGUACUGGAAACUUUGUUAAUGACAACAAACCAAUAGACAACUACAUAGCAGAAAAUAAAUCCACACUCUCUAUGCCCAACUCUGAGUUGUACACUAAAGCACGCCUUUCUCCCAUCUCUGUCACUUACUAUGGGCUUUGCCUUCAAAAUGGGAACUACACCGUGAAGCUCCACUUUGCAGAGAUAAUGUUCACGGAUGACAGAACAUAUAGCAGCCUCGGGAAGCGCUUAUUUGAUGUUUACAUUCAGGGAGAACUGGUAUUGAAGGAUUUCAAUAUCAAAGAUGAAGCUGGUGGUUCCGGUCAGGAAGUCGUGAAGAAUUUUACUGUUCCUGUUACUAAUACCACAUUGGAGAUCCGUUUAUGUUGGGCUGGAAAAGGGACACAGAUUGUCCCUGUGCAAGGAACCUAUGGUCCUCUCCUUUCAGCUAUUUCUGUGGACCCGGAAUUUACGCCUCCAAAAAGUGGCAAGAAGAUCUCUACUGGUGUUGUGGUUGGGAUUGUAACUUCAGUAUUAUUUGUUACUUUCUUGUUUAUUCUUUUCCUCUGGAGGAAAGGCUGCCCGGGAAGCAAAACUACCAAGGACCAAGAUCUCAGAGACUUAGAUCUGCAAACUGGUUCAUUCACCUUGCAACAGAUUAGAGCUGCCACAAACAACUUUGACUUUUCGAACAAGGUUGGCGAAGGUGGUUUCGGUUCUGUUUACAGGGGUCUGCUAUCAGACGGUACCUCAAUUGCAGUGAAACAACUUUCCUCCAAAUCAAGUCAGGGUAACCGUGAAUUCGUGAAUGAAAUAGGACUAAUAUCUGCUUUGCAACACCCGAAUCUCGUAAAGCUUUAUGGAUGUUGUAUUGAGGGAGAUCAACUAUCACUCGUUUACGAGUAUAUGGAAAAUAAUAGCCUUGCCCGUGCUCUGUUUGGCACAGAAGAACAUCAAUUGCAGCUUGAUUGGCCAACCAGGCACAAGAUUUGUGUUGGUAUAGCAAGAGGUCUGGCUUAUCUGCAUGAAGAAUCAAAGUUGAAAGUUGUUCAUAGAGACAUCAAAGCCACCAAUGUACUGCUUGAUAGGGAUCUUAACCCAAAGAUAUCCGACUUUGGUCUGGCAAGGCUUGGUGAAGAGGAGAAAACCCACAUUAGCACUCGAAUUGCUGGAACUGUGGGCUAUAUGGCACCAGAAUACGCAAUGCAUGGUUACCUGACUGAGAAAGCAGAUGUUUACAGUUUUGGGGUUGUUGCUUUGGAAAUUGUCAGUGGGAAGAGCAUCACAAAUUUCAGGCCAGAGGGGAAUCACAUUCAUCUAGUGGAUUGGGCAUACGUUCUAAAAGAGAAAGGAAGUAUACUGGAGCUCAUUGAUCCAAAGUUGGGGCCGGAAUUCAACAAGAAAGAGGCAACUGAAAUGAUCAAUGUGGCACUCCUAUGCACUAAUCAAUCUCCUGUACUUAGGCCGACCAUGUCUGCUGUGGUGUGCAUGCUCGGAGGCAAGAGUGUCAUUCAAGAUCCGCUUACAGAUCAUUUGAAAUUUAAAGCCGGUGGCAGCCAUUAUCAAGAGAUCCAAAGCCAGAGCUCGAGCCCUAUCUCAAGCCAGGCCCUGACCAUGUCAACAGAUGCACUAGGGGCUGACACUUCUACAUCUGCCGCUGAUCUCUACCCAUUCAAUUUGGAUUCCCGAUAUUGGAAUAACAGUGAGUAAUGGUACAUAUAUUUCUUUCGAUUUCCCACCCUUGUUGUAUAUGCAGCUUUUGGAGUUUAAUAUGGGCACAUCUAUUCCUGCUCUUUGCGAUGAAAUAGAGACUUUGAUUCCAAUGAAUGUAAUAGAACAUGGAUGAUUUGAAUGAUUGAAAUCCAAUUCGUAUGAUUCUGG
Magnolia sinica is the source of this 2208-nucleotide messenger RNA. RefSeq names its product probable leucine-rich repeat receptor-like serine/threonine-protein kinase At3g14840. Gene Ontology annotation, molecular function: ATP binding; protein kinase activity. The record is from RefSeq and is a predicted model, not a curated record. The coding region runs from base 421 to 2037 and encodes 538 amino acids. Gene Ontology annotation, biological process: protein phosphorylation. The transcript is spliced from 9 exons. Lineage: Eukaryota; Viridiplantae; Streptophyta; Magnoliopsida; Magnoliales; Magnoliaceae.